This is a messenger RNA of Xenopus laevis (African clawed frog), 3247 nucleotides long. It is a transcript of the gene cyp2c8.2.L, whose product is annotated as cytochrome P450, family 2, subfamily C, polypeptide 8, gene 2 L homeolog. The record is from RefSeq and is marked provisional. Gene Ontology annotation, biological process: epoxygenase P450 pathway; xenobiotic metabolic process. Lineage: Eukaryota; Metazoa; Chordata; Amphibia; Anura; Pipidae. Gene Ontology annotation, cellular component: endoplasmic reticulum membrane; cytoplasm. Gene Ontology annotation, molecular function: arachidonate epoxygenase activity; oxidoreductase activity, acting on paired donors, with incorporation or reduction of molecular oxygen; iron ion binding.
CUGAUAGAUCCCAUUCUGUGCCUGCUCAGUAUAACUUCCAGACAUGGAGCCAAUGACCAUGUUCCUCUGUCUUUCCAUUUUCUUACUUUCACUCCUGACAUGGAAGAUACACAAGAAACGACUUCAACUGCCCCCGGGACCCUUUCCUCUUCCGCUGCUGGGAAAUGUGCUACAGGGGACCACUGUGCUCUAUGACUCUUAUCGCAAGUUUUAUGAAAAGUACGGCCCAGUGUUCACUAUAUGGCAAGGUUCCACACCGCUGGUGGUACUCUGUGGGUAUGAGGCACUGAAAGAUGCUUUGAUCAACCAAUCUCAGGAAUUUGGUGACCGUGGGAUCUUUGCACUGUCUGGGAGGUUAACCAAUGGAUAUGGUGUCCUUAACACAAAUGGAGAACGAUGGCAGCAGUUGCGUCGCUUUUCAAUCACUGUAUUUAGAAACUUUGGAAUGGGGAAGCGGUCCAUGGAAGAGAGAAUACAAGAGGAGGCUCGGCACCUUAUUCAGGCUGUACAGGACACAGGAGGGAAGCCAUUUAAUCCUGUCCAUUUACUUGGACGAGCGGUAAACAACAUUAUUAAUUUAACAGUGUUUGGAAGAAGCUGGGGCUACGAAGAUAAGACACUUCUUAAGCUGGUCAACGUGUUGAAUAACAUCCUUCUCUUCAUCAGAACCCCAUUAGGAGUGAUAUAUGCUGCCUUCUUCAAGAUCAUGCGGCACCUGCCGGGCCCACACCAAAAGAUAUUCCAUGACAGUGAGAUAGUGAAAUCUUUCAUCAGAGAGCAGAUUCAGUUUCACAGGGACACACUGGAUUCCAAUUCCCCACGGGAUUAUAUUGACUGCUUCCUCAUCAAAGCUGAUCAGGAAAAGGACCUGCACUCAAGUGAAUUCAGCCAAGAAAAUCUGGUGAACACAGUGUUUGAGUUAUUUUUAGCCGGAACAGAGACCACUGCAAAUACUAUGCAGUUCAGCUUGUUGGCCAUUAUUACAUACCCCCAUAUUCAAGAACGGGUUCAGAAGGAGAUAGACCAAGUAGUUGGAUCAGAUCGACUGCCUGGGAUAGCAGACAGACCCCAGAUGCCAUACACUAAUGCCGUUAUUCAUGAGAUUCAAAGGUUCUUGGAUCUUGCUCCACUGGCCCUUCCACACAUGGUAACACAGGACACAGUAUUUAAAGGUUUCAGACUCCUCAAGGGAACCACAGUCAUUCCAUUAAUUGGCUCAGCCCUAAGGGACCCGGCACACUGGGAAACACCGGAGGAAUUCAAUCCUGAACACUUCCUAAACCAGAAUGGAGAGUUUUAUAUGUGCCCAGCAUUCAUGCCAUUCUCAGCAGGAAAGAGAGUGUGUCUGGGAGAAGGACUGGCUCGUAUGGAAAUCUUCCUCUUCUUCACUGGACUGCUCCAGAAAUUCACAUUCACAUCUGCAAAUCAGACUGAUACAUUUGACUUAAGGACACUGAGAAGGGCCUUCCGGAAAAAAGGGCUUGUCUAUAAAUUGAGAGCCAUUCCUAGGACCUGUACUCUGAAGAACUAAUACAAUAAUUCUGCUAAUGACGGAUCUCAAAUUAAACUGAAUCUAAUAGAAUUUGCCAUCAUGAAGAUUAACAGAAACUGAUUUAUUUCAUAUGUUAGCAUAAUUAGAGCUCACGUUAAGUUAAGAAGACUUGGAACACUGAAAAGCAGAGACACGCUCAGAUUCGGGAGAUUAGUUGCCUGGCGACAAAUCUCCUUUGGAAGUUUCUUCAUGAGGCAAUUUCUGGCGACUUCUGAAAUCAAAGCACUCUGGAAACUUACAUUCAAGCUGGCAGGAGGCAGUUCGGGAAGAUUAGUCGCCCAGAAGAAGAGGACAUUUGUCGCCGGACGACUAAUCUCCCCAUUUCUGAGCAUGUGCCCUGACCCUCACAGGUGGUUGUGGUUUCCCAUCCACCCCCUUACCAAUUUGCUGUGUCUGUUUGAAAGCCCUGCAAAAAAGAGAGCUACUGAGCUGUUCACCUUUGCUUCUUUAUGAGAUCAUUUGUAACUUGAAAGUAUUGAUAUGUUUUACUGCCAAGUGUAAGACCAAAUAGAUUUACCCCAAUAUUCUGAUCAGAGAAGACUUGUUUUGUUUUCCUUGAAGAAGCAACAACUGCUGGCAGCUCUACAGUUAAUAUCACACCUGGAGUCAAAUGUCCAUUUUCUUUCACAAGAUUCUGGUCUGUCAUUCCCAUUUAUUGAAUAUUCCAAAGACAAUUUUUUUUUCUUGUCAACUAGGCUAGAUACAUUUUUGUAGGACAUACUUAAUUAUCUAUAACGUUAAUUGUUUUAUUCAGCUAAUUUGUAUUCCAUUUACAUUGUGAAACAUAUAUUUUUUUUGUGCCAUGUCCCCUGAGUGGACAAUAUUUAACUCAUGCAAUUAAUGCCAAUUGAAGCUUAUAAAAGGCAGAAAGACACUCUUGAAAACCAUGGAUGGACUGGGCCAGCUGGAUACUGGAAAAAACCUGAUGGGCCCCAUCCCUCUUGGGCCCUGCAGACCAGGACCCUGCGGGCUCCACAAACCCCAGCGGAUUUGGCAUGAGUUAAAUAUUGUCCACUCAGGGGACAUUGGCACAAAGGUAAAGAGUUAUCUGUGACCCAGGCUCUAACUUGCAUCCAUAAGGUUAUUACUUCAGGUUCUACAAAUGAAGCAGAAUGCUGCACAAUUUUGGGCAGGUGGAACUAGUAUUAAAUAGGAUUGAGUGUCUGGGUUGUAGACACAACCUCUCUGUAUGAUUUCAUCAGCAUAAUUUCUGGAUUUCCCUUAACAAAUAGGUCAAUAUUGAUAGUUUUAGGACCCUGCUUUGCUUUUUUCAGGAAUUUAUCUGGUUAUAGUAAGAAAAUGUAGAAAUAACUGAAACCAGUAGUCUAACCUAAAAAGAAUACUCCUAGUGUCAUAUGUUUAAUAUUUGUUCAUCUUUAUUCCAGAAGCCAUUUCAAGAAUUGUAUUUCUGCCAAAUAAAAUAAUUUUAGUCCUAUUUUGAGAUACGGUAUUCAACACAGGGAAAAGGAAUCAAAACACAGCUCAUGUUAUACUGGAAUCAAAUGACUGGCUUGUAACCAGUGACAUCUGCUACUGAUCUAGUAACUAACAGCAAUCAGCAGGUAGCAUUUACUUCGCAGCUGUGUGAAAACAAAGCACUAAAGGUCCGAAGAGGUUGAAUAAACAGUUUAAAUCCGCAAGUGUAUGGCCAUCUCUGUAAUGAUAAAACAGUAAGUAAUAAAACAUUUAUUGGGA